UUGUUUUGCUAAGUGUUAGCCACGACAGGCUAACUUUGUUUCACAGUUAAAAGUCUUAUUUUUUUAAGUUAAACGCAUCCCCAGCGGAUUUUCGGAGAUAGAUGUGCAUUACAACGGUUCUUUUUGUGAAGCAAUCGGAGACAUGAACGGAAGCACGAACCCGCUGCUGGACAAAGAGGAGCAUGUUUUGAAGCUCGGAGAAAGCUUCGAGAAGAGGCCAAAAUCUUCCUUUCACACCAUCAGAUAUGACUUUAAACCAGCAUCGAUUGACACGAGCUGCGAGGGAGAGCUACAAGUUGGGAAAGGAGAUGAAGUUACCAUCACAUUACCUCACAUUCCGGGAUCCACGCCUCCCAUGACCGUGUUUAAAGGAAACAAGCGCCCGUACCAGAAGGACUGCGUGCUCAUCAUAAACCACGACACCGGGGAAUUUGUCCUGGAGAAGCUGAGCAGCAGCAUCCAGGUCAAGAAAACCAGGGCAGAGGGCAGCAGUAAGAUUCAAGCCCGGAUCGAACAGCAGUCAGUGCGGUCCAGUCAGCCCAGCUCUCAGUUUAGGGCCCCCACCAAGCCCGGAACCGGGGUCAAGACUUCGCCAUCCCCUUCCAAGGAUAAUCCGUCACCAGAGCCGCAGCUCGAUGACAUCAAAAGAGAGCUGCGAGCAGAGGUGGACAUGAUUGAGGAGAUGAGCAGCAGCGGCAGCAGCAGCUCCUCAGACUCGGCGAGCGCAUCGGGGAGCGGUGACGACAGCAGCGACGGCGAACACGACGCCCCGCGACCGCUCAGUCAGACCUCGCCCAGCUGCCAGCCUGUGGCCAACGGAGGAGCCGACUGGCAGCAGGGCAACAACCAGCUCAUGAAUACGCUCAGAAAUGAUCUCCAGCUCAGUGAAUCAGGCAGUGACAGUGAUGAUGACUGACCUCUGCUGGUCAGUCUCAUGCUCCCUCCUCUUCCUCCUCCUCCUCUCUGCCUGGUUCUUUUGCUGUGGUAGCUGACUCCAGCUGUAUAUCUGGUUUUUACUUUAUUCUUCGUAUCUCCUCAAAGCUGAUCAGCCUGGAUCUUAAAAGAGUGUAUUUUUUAUUAGAUGUAUAUUUUGUUUUGUAUAGCAAAGUUUUAGAGAAAGAGACUUUUACGUGAGAGGUUUGGCAGAUUAUAUUUGAGAGUGAACACACAUAUUUUCUGUACCUAGAGCAGCUAGUUUUACCUACUCGUGUCUUGUGUCUUUGUUUGGUCUGUUUGCGGUAAAAUGAGGCGGAGACUGACGUGGAGUAUCAUCCCUCCGUCUCUUCCCGUGUCACAUCGUUUGAGGUUUGUGGGGAUUAUCUAGACAUUCUGUUUCAGUCAGAUAAGAAUAUAAAAACAGCAUAUUUUGCACAGUGCAGCCUGUGCAUGAUUAGCAUCAAAACAGAGACAAAACUCGUCAAUUCGUAUCAUCUGCCAAUCUGAGUGUUGAGCUCAGAUUAUGCAGCGGUGUUGACGGUGAGGCAAAAGUCUCAUUAAAGUCACAUUUUAACCACA
This is a messenger RNA of Solea senegalensis (Senegalese sole), 1515 nucleotides long. Its product is annotated as ELL-associated factor 1-like. The transcript is spliced from 6 exons. The coding region runs from base 143 to 916 and encodes 257 amino acids. Gene Ontology annotation, molecular function: transcription elongation factor activity. Gene Ontology annotation, biological process: regulation of transcription elongation by RNA polymerase II; positive regulation of DNA-templated transcription. Lineage: Eukaryota; Metazoa; Chordata; Actinopteri; Pleuronectiformes; Soleidae. The record is from RefSeq and is a predicted model, not a curated record. Gene Ontology annotation, cellular component: super elongation complex.